This is a messenger RNA of Helianthus annuus (common sunflower), 1554 nucleotides long. Its product is annotated as transmembrane protein 184A. The coding region runs from base 210 to 1391 and encodes 393 amino acids. The record is from RefSeq and is a predicted model, not a curated record. Gene Ontology annotation, biological process: transport. Gene Ontology annotation, molecular function: transporter activity. Lineage: Eukaryota; Viridiplantae; Streptophyta; Magnoliopsida; Asterales; Asteraceae. The transcript has 7 exons.
UAAUGGUUUCUUUGCAUCUCAUCCCAAAGGGAAGGAAGGGAUGGUGGCAUUGUUGAUCGUUGCAUAAAGCAAGGCUGAUCAUUGAUGCAAUGCCAUUCCAAUCGUGAAUACACACACCACACCACACCACACCACUAUGCGAUUUCAUCACUCCAUUUGAUCGCCAAAAGCUAUUCCAAUUUCUCCUUUGGGUUUAUUUACGGGAGAAAAUGGGGCCGAUAUCUUAUAUAUUAAUUGCAUUCCCUUGCACAAUUGGGGCCAUUGCUUUGGCGCUUCUUCACAUUUAUAGGCAUCUUUUGAAUUAUACUGAACCUACCUACCAACGCUUCAUUGUCAGAAUUAUUUUUAUGGUUCCGGUCUAUGCAUUGACAUCUUUCCUGUCACUUGUUUUCAACGAGAGUUCAAUCUAUUUUAAUUCCAUUAGAGAAAUAUAUGAAGCGUGGGUUAUAUACAAUUUUCUAUCACUGUGUCUUGAAUGGGUGGGCGGUCCAGGUGCUGUUGUUUUAAGUCUUACGGGACGUGUUCUUAAGCCCAACUGGUGUUUGAUGACAUGUUGCUUCCCUCCAAUUCCACUAGACGGACGUUUUAUACGGAGAUGCAAGCAAGGGUGUUUGCAGUUUGUUAUUCUUAAGCCUAUCUUGGUGGCAGUUACAUUCAUUCUGUAUGCAAAGGGGAAAUACCAAGACGGAAAUUUCAGUGCAAAGCAGUCGUACCUGUAUAUCACAAUCAUAUACACGAUUUCAUACUCUAUGGCGCUGUAUGCGUUGGCCUUGUUUUAUGUAGCGUGCAGGGAUUUGCUACAACCCUUUAAUCCGGUUCCGAAAUUCAUCAUUAUCAAGAGCGUCGUCUUUUUGACCUAUUGGCAGGGUGUUUUGGUUUUUCUUGCUGCAAAAUCUGGACAUAUAAAAAACGUAGAGGACGCUGCUGAAUUUCAGAGCUUCAUAAUUUGCGUUGAGAUGCUUAUUGCAGCCUUGGGCCAUCUUUAUGCUUUUCCGUAUAAGGAAUAUGCCGGAGCCAACAUUGGCGCUUCAUGUGGAUUUGGAGCUAGUCUUGCGCAUGCUUUGUCAUUAACCGACUUCUAUGAAGACACUGUUCACCAGUUUGCACCGGCUUACCAUGAUUACGUACUCUACAAUCAUACUAAUGACACUGGUGGUGGUGGUGGUGAUGAAGGUGCAAGAAAGUACCGGACUAAGACCUUUGUCCCAACAGGUUCUGAGAUGGAAAAUGUACGCAAAAACAAACAAGCCAAGUCACCCACGGCCCUGAGCCCCAAAGGAACAGCAAAACCAGAGACAAUGAAAUCAAAUUCAGCUUCUACACCACAUGACCUCACACUCAUUGACAUGGAUAUGCAGGCGCCUCCUACUAAAGAUAGUCGGAACAAGUGAUUAAGACUUGGUCAUGAAAUACGCUACUAGGGUUGUAUGCGUAGUGAACAUAGUCUUUAUAUUGAUUUUUAUGUGGUGCAUAGUUGUACAUGCAAAAUCGUCAUAUGCGUUUGGAUUUUAGAGUUUUAUAACACGGGAUGAAGUUGACAGGUCGUUUCGCCCA